Messenger RNA from Scaptodrosophila lebanonensis, 1637 nucleotides. Its product is annotated as solute carrier family 25 member 40-like. Bases 175 to 1467 code for a protein of 430 amino acids. The transcript is spliced from 6 exons. Gene Ontology annotation, biological process: mitochondrial transmembrane transport. NCBI's taxonomy places the organism in Eukaryota, Metazoa, Arthropoda, Insecta, Diptera, Drosophilidae. The record is from RefSeq and is a predicted model, not a curated record.
GGCUACGAGGACUUUAUAUUGGAGUUAUGCCACGAAUGUUACGUGUGGUCCCAGCCUGUGCCAUCAUGAUAUCGACGUUUGAGUAUAGCAAGGCCUUCUUCUUUCACUACAACCUUGAUCUACAAGAAACCGCCUGUCGAAGAGCACAUUGACGAGCAAACAUAACUAAAGAACAUGCCGGAGACGGCGGCGAAGGCGGAGGCAAGUGCGGCAAAAAUAAAACCAGCGAACGCAACAACAACGGCUACGGCGGCAACAAAUUAUGAGAACCCCAGUAGCAAGCCAAUGGGGUCGGCAAGAUCUCACACAAAAUCCCAGGUGACCAUGACGGAUCCAAGGUUUCGCAUCCGACCUCUCCAGCAAGUAGUUUCCGCUUGUACGGGCGCCAUGAUAACGGCCUGCUUUAUGACCCCAUUGGAUGUGAUCAAAACACGCCUGCAGGCCCAGCAGUCGCUGUUGCUGUCAAACAAAUGUUUCCUGUAUUGUAAUGGGUUAAUGGAUCACAUAUGUCCCUGUGGUCCGAAUACGCCCAGCAAUUCCUUUUCUAAGCCAGCGCCACACUUUACAGGCACCAUUGAUGCCUUCAUCAAAAUAAGCCGCAACGAGGGCAUCGGCUCAUUGUGGUCCGGCCUUAGCCCUACACUCAUAUCCGCUCUACCCUCGACGAUCAUCUAUUUUGUAGCUUAUGAGCAAUUCAAGGCUCGCUUCAUCGAUCUGCACUACAAGUACCUGACACCAGUUAAAGGAACACCCUUUGGCCGUGACAUUCCAAUGCUUGUGCCCCUGAUGGCGGGCGUCACGGCGCGCAUAUGUGCGGUUACAUUGGUCAGUCCCAUCGAGCUGAUCCGCACGAAAAUGCAAUCACAGAAGAUGACACAUGCCGAAAUGCUUGGAUCGGUGCGGAAGGUGGUGCAAGCGCAGGGUGUGCUGGGUUUGUGGCGAGGGCUGCCGCCAACAAUAUUGCGCGAUGUGCCCUUUUCUGGCAUUUACUGGACAUGUUAUGAAUAUCUAAAAAGUCGAUUUAAUGUUGUCGAGCCAACAUUUGGUUUCAGUUUUAUAGCCGGAGCGAUAUCGGGCUCUGUUGCCGCAACGAUUACCACACCGUUUGAUGUAAUUAAAACGCAUGAACAAAUUGAAUUUGGCGAAAAGUUCAUAUUUGCAGGAACACGUUUGAAUAUUGCAGAUAACCCACCAAAAAGCGUGUCGACACCAACGACAUCUGUUGCACAACGCCUUGCAAAAAUAUAUCGCCUGAAUGGUAUGCGCGGCGUAUUUUCAGGACUCGGACCGCGUCUCUUCAAAGUGGCGCCUGCUUGUGCUAUCAUGAUAUCCACUUUCGAAUACAGCAAGUCCUUCUUCUAUCACUAUAAUGUCAAUAAGCACAAUCAGGAGCAGCUUGCCAGCAAUUCUGUAGUGGAUUUAAAAACGGCCUAUGGAACAACAGCAGAGGACAAAAAGUGGAAAUAGUAUUUCAGUUUUUAUCAGCCUUUAAAAUACAUAAAAAACAUACAUAUGUAAAUAAUGCUUAGGUCGCAGUGAAUUAGCUGGAGUGCAACUAUUAGUCUGGGUUUUGUAUGCCCUCGGUGCGUUUGUUAAAUUGAUUAGUGGAAUAAAAUUCUUAUUGUUAUACACUGUGA